AAAGAAAGAGUUUUUUUCUUCAUGUAUCUUUAUAUUUUUCUUCUUUUUAUUUUUUUAAUCAUGGUAUCAGAGCCUUGAGGCUUUUUUUUGUCUUUUAUUUCACUAGUGUUGAAUUUUGUAGCAUGAACAUAUUGGGUUGGACAAUCAUGGUAGCUAUGGGAAUGAAUGCAGCUGUAAGUGUGAGAGUGUCGAAUGAAUGGGGAGCAGGGCAUCCGAGAGCAGCAAAACUUUCAUUGGUGGUGGCUGUAAUCUCCUCAUUCAUGAUUGAUGUUCAAGAACUUGUCAAGGAACUCACUCCAUUGUUGGCUCUGUGCAUUGCCAUCAACUGCGUUCAACAUGUACUCUCAGGAGUUGCAGUAGGAGCAGGAUGGCAAGCUGUUGUUGCAUAUGUGAAUAUUGGGUGUUACUAUAUCUUUGGAGUUCCUCUUGGUCUCAUAUUACGUUACAAGCUUGACUUUGGUGUCAAGAUAACUGCAUUUCCUCCUCGGAUUUGGUGUGGUAUGUUAUCAAGAACAAACUUGCAGACUAUUGUCCUAUUUGUUACGAUUUAUAAAACAAAUUGGAACAAAGAAGCUUCGAUUGCUGAGGACAGGAUUAAGAAAUGGGGAGGUGAAGAAGGUUACAAAGAGAACAAUGUGGGAAUAAAUGUUGAAGAGAAAGAAACAUAAUUAAGGGAUCAAAUGAAUUUUUGAGCAAAUUAGGUCUCAAGGGAUGCGAGGGCACGGCACAUCGUUGUUCUUCCAUACCAAAAAUAAGUAAAACAAGGAACCGCACCACGCGAUGCUCAGCAAAUUUAAUAAUUUUUUCAACAUGUAAAAUUGUGUUUUGUUUGUAUAUUAAGGUGUAGAAGGUUUGAAGUAUUACUUUAUUCUUCAAUAAACAAUUUUAAAAUAU
Messenger RNA from Rubroshorea leprosula, 894 nucleotides. Lineage: Eukaryota; Viridiplantae; Streptophyta; Magnoliopsida; Malvales; Dipterocarpaceae. The record is from the annotation of a GenBank genome assembly.